AUGCACAACUCCUAGGGAGGAGACCCCGAGCUGGCUGCCGGCCUCCGGGCCUCAAGCCCGAAAGGAAGAGACACCGGGGAAGUUCCGGUACCAUCUGGGGGCAAAGAAGCUGCCAUGGAAGAGCCUGCAGCUCCCUCUGAGCCCUCGGAGGCAGCUGGGGCCCCUAGGGGUGCCGAGGCAGCAGGGGAGGGUGUCUCCAUGCCCACCCGCCCCGUGCGCCCGGCCUCUCGGCAAACUUGGCCUCAUAGCCCAGCCCCCUUCCGCCCGUCACGUCCGACGUCCGCCCAGGCCUUAGGGGGCGGGGCCGUGCCCAGAUGGCUGCCUGGCCGGGACAGCGGCAGCUGGACAAGGCAAGUUGUCUGCAGGUAUUAUUUGCAUGGUCUAUGCAAGAAGGGGGAUAAUUGUCAAUACUCCCAUGAUACCUCAGGCCGGCAGGAGGCCAGGGAGGGCCACGGCGGUGAGCCUGACACCUCUGCAGGUGAAGGCACAAGUAUGGCUGCGCACAUGGAGCCCCUGCCUCAGGAAGUGGCGGAAGCCCCACCUGCUGCUUCCUCAAGCUCCUUGCCUCUGAUUGGCUCGGCUCCUGAAAGGGAUUUCUUUGAAGCCGAGGCAGACAAUGCAGGCCUAGAAGCUGCCGGAGGAUCAGAUGCAGAAGGCUGGGAGGGUGCUGUUGAGUUUGUUCCCGGGCAACCUUAUCGGGGCCGCAGCAUUCCUUCUGUCUCUGGCGCUCCUCUACAGAGCUUAGUGACUGAGAGGGAGCAGUUUGCUGAGGGCCUGGUGGAGGAGCUUUGCCCCGACGCUAUCAUGGGUCAGUGCUUUCGUGGGGAGAACUGUAUGUACCUCCAUGGAGACAUGUGCGAAUUGUGUGGGCUGCAGGUCUUGCACCCCGUGGAUGAUGCCCAGAGGGCAGAGCAUAUAACGGCCUGCAUUGAAGCACACGAGAGGGAUAUGGAACUCUCAUUUGCGGUGCAACGCAGUGCGGACAAAGUGUGUGGCAUCUGCAUGGAGGUUGUCUAUGAGAAAGCCAACCCCAAUGAUUGCCGCUUUGGCAUCCUGUCCAGCUGCAACCACACCUUCUGUCUCAAGUGUAUCCGCAGGUGGAGGAGUGCCAGACAUUUUGGGCUCAGGGUCGUCAAGUCCUGCCCGCAGUGCAGGGUCGUCUCCACCUUUGUCAUUCCCAGUGAGUUCUGGGUGGAGGAGGAGAGAGAGAAGCGGAGACUUAUUCAGCAGUACACGGAGGCACUGAGCGACAAGACCUGCAGGUAUUUUGCUCGAGGCAGGGUCUGCCCAUUUGAAGAGACCUGUUUUUACAGGCAUGAGUUGCCCGAGGACCAGGGAGAGGAGCCUCAAGAGCAGGGUGCUGAGGCAUCUGGCAGUGGCCACGGUCUAUUUUUGGAGCCUCCGCAGGUGGGAGAGGGCACCAUGCCCUUUAAAAGCACUAAAAAAGAGCUUGUCAUGCUUUGGCUGGCCAAUCCGUUGUGUAAGUGUUUUCUUUCACGGGGCGCUUAUGAACUCCCCUUCUCAGAGGACCAGUGGGACUUGCUUCAUUGUGAGCUGGAAGAACAUUUCAAUUUGAAUCUGUGGCAUUAUGCUGUGGCAUGUUGUCUGGUGUGCUGAGGCUCUGUCAUCUGCUAUUGCCUGUGUUUUUGUUUAUAGACACAUCUGUCACAGGGGCUGUUGAAACCAUUUUUAUAGAACAUCCAUCUCUGUUCUCUUGC
Messenger RNA from Camelus dromedarius (Arabian camel), 1718 nucleotides. RefSeq names its product makorin ring finger protein 3 (gene MKRN3). The transcript has a single exon. Gene Ontology annotation, biological process: protein polyubiquitination. NCBI's taxonomy places the organism in Eukaryota, Metazoa, Chordata, Mammalia, Artiodactyla, Camelidae. The record is from RefSeq and is a predicted model, not a curated record. Gene Ontology annotation, molecular function: ubiquitin protein ligase activity; metal ion binding.